Messenger RNA from Paracoccidioides brasiliensis Pb18, 1356 nucleotides. RefSeq lists its product as uncharacterized. The record is from RefSeq and is a predicted model, not a curated record. Bases 1 to 1356 code for a protein of 451 amino acids. The transcript is spliced from 2 exons.
AUGCUUCGUCUCGGGCUAUCAGGCCGCUACGUCACCCUCGCUGCGUUUUCUGUGGUCAUAAUCCUUGGAGUGCUUUAUGCAUUUGUAUCUCGCAUCUACACCUGCCGCUUACUCUAUCUACCAACAUCUCAGUCUCAAAUACCACGAUGUCGACCCGCAGAGCCUCCGGUUACCAACAAUAGUGAUAGUGACAGCGCCAGAGUUGGAGAUAUCCCAUGGCAGUUUGUGACACAGCGGGACGGAGAUAACUAUGGCUUGAGCAGGGCGCAAUGUCAAAAGGCGUUCCCGAAACUUUAUGUUGAGAUUGAGAAGGCAGUUGUGGCGAGGAGAGGAAGGAAUAUCACGCUUGACGAACUGAAUUCUGAGCCAUUGAAGCAUUCGAUGGUUAGGGCUAUGAUAUACCAAGGGGAGCUUUCUAUCAUCAAUUUCGAAGAUAUGGCAUUCACAUUCACGCGGGCAAAAGCGUCAUUGCACUCCUUGAACCGCGCACUGAAUGCUAUACCAAACCGACAAGAAAUACCUAACAUCGAAUUCAUCUUCACAGCUGAAGACUUCCACGACGAUCCACAUCCAGUCUGGGUUUAUUCCAAACGGGAAAGUGACAGUUGGGCCUGGCUCAUGCCUGAUUUUGGCUACUGGUCAUGGCCAGAAAUAAAGGCAGGCCAAUACCGCAGUGUUCGCAAGCGCAUCGCCGCCAUCGAUGAAGGUACCACCAUAAACGGCAAAACACAACAAGCUCUGAAAUUCCAGGAUAAAAAAAAGCAACUCCUGUGGCGCGGUAACCUCGAAACAGCCCCCGAGCUCCGCCAGAGUCUCGUCGACGCUACGAAGGGGAAAUCCUGGGCCUCUGUUCGCGCUCUCGACUGGGCGAACGAGCAGAGCAUGCGGGAAGAUUACAUCCCCAUUGAGGACCAUUGCCGUUAUAUGUUUCUUGCCCACGUCGAAGGACGCAGCUACUCAGGACGCGGGAAAUAUAUUCAAAACUGCCGCUCCGUCUUCGUCGCGCACCAACUCACCUGGCGUGAAGCACACCAUCCCGCUCUCAUCGCCACAGGUCCAAACGCCAACUACGUCAAAGUGAAGCGGGACUUUUCUGACUUAGAGUCGAAAAUUCACUACCUGCUCGACAAUCCUGACGUGGCGGAGAAGAUCGCAGAGAACUCAGUGCGAACGUUCAGAGACCUAUACCUGACACCGGCGGCAGAGGCGUGCUACUGGCGCGAGCUGAUCCAUGCAUAUGCAUCCGUGUGCGACUUUGAACCGGUGCUAUAUACGGAGUCGGGUAGGAAUACGAAUUCCAUGCGAGGCGUGCCGUUUGAAUCAUUCGCGUUGGAUUGGAAGCUUCCUAAAUCGUGA